CUAGAUCUGGGAUUUCCGAAACUAGGCUUACUGUAAACUUAGAGUCAGCAAAUAUCCCUCUGAUAAACCUCUGCUGCCUAGUGUUCAAAACAAAGUCCACAAUUUGUGUGGGUGACAACCGGCAUCUUUAAAUCAGCCAGCUUUAAAUCGUGAAGUAGCCUAGCAUACAGCAUACACAUUUCCUGAAGCCCAGUCGCCAUGCUAGGGUCGGUGGUGUUGUUGUGGCUCUUUAUCCUCCUUCUAUUCUUCUUCUUCAGGGUCCGCCGACCUAAAAACUUCCCACCAGGACCCCGUCCCCUGCCCAUCCUCGGCAAUCUGCUACAGCUGGAUCCUGUCAACCCCCUCAAAGACCUGGAAAGGGUAAAGUGGGCUAUACGUUGUAGGCUAGGGUUACAUACUGACUAGACCGGGCGCCGUCGCACGCAUGUUGAUUUUGUACACCCACACCAGACACGAUCAGGACACACAGGUUGAAAUAUCAAAACCAACUCUGAACCAACUAUAUUAAUUUGGGGACAGGUUGAAAAGUAUUAAACAUUUAUGGCAAUUUAGCUAGCUAGCUUGCUGUUGAUAGCUAAUUUGUCCUGGGAUAUAAACAUUGGGUUGUUAUUUUACCUGAAAUGCACAUGGUCCUCUACUCUGACAAUAAAGCCACUGAUAAAGGGUAAACAGAGUUUGUUUCUAGUAAUCUCUCCUCCUUCAGGCUUCUUCCUCUUCUUUGGAUUUUAUAUGGCGGUUGGCAACCAACUUUAAUGUGUUUACGCUUUUCGACCUGGUGUAGGUAGACAAAAUCAACAUGCGCACGCAGACGCACCUGCGCCCUGGUCUAGACAGCAUGCAAGACCUACUCUCGCUCGACCUACUCUCGAGACCUGCUACGAUAACCCUGCUGGAAACCACCUUUUUUUGGUGACGCUAAUAUUUUGGAUAAAGCUUUCUACAAGCAACCCGUAAUAUAAGUCAACGGAUUCCUAUUAUUCUGUAUAGUAAAUCCGAGACACUCCAUUUAGUAUGUAUGAUAUGUUACGUUUCGUAUGGUAUGUAUUAUGGAUGUCCAUCACCCAUUUCUUAUGAUAUGUUACGAAUUACAAUUUGUAUUAUAUGUCACGAAUUUGCAAAAUGUACAAUAUGUAUUGAAUUUGCCACGCCCUCCCUGCGCGCACACACCACGUCUAUUUCUAUGGGCACAAGCACUGGUCAUGACACAAACUGUUCACACCCUCUUGUUGGUGGAGAGAAUUUUGCAGGUUUAAAGCUAUUUUUCUUGCAAUUCUAUAAAUUUUGCCAUGGCUAAUGUGUAUUCAUGUGAUAUUUGAGUGACAAAAAAAUGACAACAACAUCUAUGGGUUAAAAACCUAAAUAAAAAAUGGUAGCUGACAUGGGCUAGUUGAUCUGAUUUCUGACAAGUUAUAAAUAGCUCUCUAAGGUAUGCAAUGACUAACAUGACAAGAGGAACUGAUGAUGCACUACCCAAUUUCGAAAUUGCACUACUAUUACAACCUUCAAGAGUAAGUUUAAAGCCGGAGAGUUCUUUUAAAAAAUAAUUGGGGAACCACUGCCUUAAGUAACCAUCUGUCUCAUGUAACCAUACCAAAGGUAACAUAUCAUACUAAUUUGAGUGUCUCGGAUCUACAUUUACUAUGUUACGUCUAGUCUAUGAGACCAGGCUGACUGUAUGGGUAUUAAGUGUGAUGUAGGCUAAAGUUCUAGGACAAUGAGCAGCAAUAGUGGAAUCAGUGGUUCGCCUUCAAAAUAAAGGUCUCGCAUUGAAACUGAUGCAAACGGAUACAAAGAGUGGAAUCAUGCUACAAUUGGACUAGAAAAUUCUCAAAAAGGUUGUAAUGUCAUAACACAAUUUCAACAAAACACAAUGUUUUAUUAAUUUGACAAUAAACAGAAAUAAUGAUAUAAUUUAGUGUAAAGUUUUGAAAGAAUGAGUGAAAAUUGUGGAUAAGAACCACGCUUUCCAUUAUUUCUAAACCGAAAUGUUUUAUGGGAUUUAUAAACAAGGAAAAAAUAUUUAAUAAAAAAAAAGGGAAACACUUUAUUAUCCUGGGUAGAAAUGGUGUAAUUACACACUAACAACACUGUGUAGAUAUGUUGUGAAUACGGUUGAGCUUUUUUGUUAUUACACAUAAGAAUGGAAACCAGGGACACUGAGACUCAAUGUUUAAUAUCAGAGUGCUAUGCAACUUGUAAAGGGACAAAAUAAUAGUAGUCAGCCAAGAGUUACUCCUGUAACCACUCUAAAACUCAAGACUGAAAGCUUAUCCAUCAACCCUUGCGUUUUCUCCCAAGUGCCUGAAUAACAUUUCAAAAUAAAAGUCCCACAUUAUAUUCUCACAAUAAAUAUUUACUGUCUCUCUCCUUCUGUGCUUCAGCUGAAGAGGCGCUAUGGUAAUGUGUUCAGUAUAUACAUCGGCUCACGGCCUGCAGUGGUUCUGAAUGGCCUAGAGGUGGUUCAUGAGGCACUGGUGACACACGCAGCGGAAUAUGCUGGACGACCAACCCAUCUUCUGAUCAGCCACCUCUUCGAAGGCAAAGGUAGUAGGUUCUUGACCCCUUUUAUAAUAUGUGGUAUAAUAAUGGGUACUGUGUGUGUGCCAGUCGGCGGUAUCUGAGCCCUGGUCUCCCACGGGAGAAACCAACAUCUUAAGAAUUAGCCCAAUAGGAAAUCCCCCCUUGGGCUGAGGGUGACACAAUAGCAGGCAUGAGACCGUGAGCCCAACCCAUGUCCGCUCCGUGUGUGUUUGUAUGUGUGUGUGCCGAUCAGGGAUCGUCAUGGCCAAUUAUGGCUCCAGCUGGAGGGACCACCGGCGCUUUGCUCUGACCACGCUGAGGAACUUUGGCCUUGGCAAACACUCCAUGGAAGAGCGCAUCCUAGAGGAGGUGUCCCACAUUUGCACUGAGCUGGAGAGCAGUGCUGGUACAGUCCCACACACACAACGUCCUAGUAAUCAUAGUCAUCAACGUACAUAUUCAUGUCAUUAUCGGCACUUAGUAUUCACCCCAAAGAUCCUCCAAUACUGUAUCAAAUAAUUACACUAUUAACUAUUAGUUGUAAUAAACUUCCAAAACCACACAUACUUGUCAGAAAUAAGAUACUCUCAGUAAUACUCCCAGUAUGACAAUAUUUACUAUACUGUUUUAAUAUUAGGUAUAAAGACUGUGGGGGUUGUUACUUUAUCUAUCCUGUCAGUUUGUUCAAUUCAGUAGCUCUGUGAUCGUCGUUCUUACCUUGUCUGUGUGUAUUGCCUUGUGCUGUGAUUGGUAGGUGGUUCGAUGGACCCUCAGCACCUGUUCCAUCUGGCUGCGUCUAACAUCAUCUGCUCCCUGAUUUUCGGAGAGAGGUUUGAAUACGACGACCCGGUCAUCCUCACCCUCAUCCAGAGGUUAGGGGAGUUGACCAAGGAAGCUCUCGGACUUUGGGCCAUGGUACAGUCUAAGCCCUGUGCCACUCCAUGCUUACUAAAAAAGGGUUCCAAAAGGGUUCUUUGGCUGUCCCCAGGUAGAACCCUUUUGGGUUCUAGGUAGAACCCUCUGGGGAAAGGGUUCUACACUGAACCCAAAAGUGUUCUUCAAAAGUGUUCUUCAAAGUGUUCUCCCAUGGGGACAGCCAAAGAAUCCUUUUAGGUACCAGAUGGAACCUUUUUUUAUAAGAGUGUACAUGAUCCUCACUGACCUCUCUGUGCUAGACAUGACACACUGAUCCACAUUCCCCUCUGUUUUACAUCCAUUUCCUCCAAUCUAUCUUUUGUAGCUCUAUGAAAUCAUACCGGUCUUGAGGCCCCUCCCUUUGCCCUUCAGGAACGUUUUCCACAAAUUUAAUCAAAUGAAAGAACAUAUCAAGAAGGUUGUGACCAAGCACAAAAGUUCAAGGGUCGCAGGAGAGCCCAGAGACCUCCUUGACUGCUACCUGGACCAGAUUGACAAGGUAGGAGAAGGUCAUGAGCCUAUCUCCUGUUUCUGUAGCAUUAAGCAGCUUGAUGUACAAGUACACCCCUGGAUAGGACACUAGUCUGUUGCAGGGCUUUACCCUGAAUCCAUCUGCCAAUCAGAGAGGCAUCGGAUCCCAUUUUUAGAGUCUUUGGUAUGACUUCCGUAAACAGGGCAAAUAUUUUCAUUGGGCUGGUGGAAGAGGAGGAAGUACUUUACAGGAUGGCGCAGGGUGGAAUGCAGAAUUUAAUUCAGAGGCCUUUGGUGUGUGUGUGUGUGUGUCUGCGUGCAUGUGUGUGUGUGUGUUUGCGUCAAUGUGUGUGUGUGUGUGUGUGUCUGCGUGCAUGUGUCUGUUUCAGACAGCUGAUGGAGACUCCACAUUUAAUGACACUCAGAUGGUGUCUCUACUACUUGAUCUGUUCCUUGCUGGGACAGACACGACUUCCAACACCCUCCGCUCUGCCAUGCUACACCUGAUGACCAACCAACAUGUACAGGGUGAGGAAAUAUACACACACUGGCAUACAUUUAAUUCAAUUUGAUGGCGCUUGUAGACAAUGUGUCCGCAUUCACGGUAAACACUGCAUAUGUCGGCUCAAUAGGACAUUUGCUUUGAAUAUCAAACGAUCUACAAACCUUUAUUGGAUUGAAUCCCAGCCAAAGAGUGUAUGUUUGUCCCAGAUCACUGUCACCGAGAGAUCACCGAUGUUCUUGAGGGACGUGCAGACGCUUCGUUUGAGGACAGACAUGCCAUGCCGUAUGUUCAAGCCACGAUCCACGAGGCACAGCGCAUGAGUGACACCAUUCCUCUUAGCGUGUUCCAUACUACCUGCAGCGACACGCAACUACAUAGCUACCAGCUUCCCCAGGUGAGCAUUACCAUGACGACUGAUAUGCUGCCUGUUGGUGACCUUUGAACUAUAAAGAUCUCCUGGGCUAGAGUGGUCAUUAUGGGUGCUGUCUCAGUCUUUAGUGUACCUCUCCACCUCUCCUUCUCACCCUUAAUCCCUCUCUCCCUCGUCUGUUCCAGGGCACGAUGGUGAUUCCUAACCUGUCUUCGGUGCUGCAUGAAGAGGGCCAGUGGAAAUUCCCUCACGAGUUCAACCCUGAGAACUUCCUCAACGAGGUCGGAGAGUUUGUGAAACCAGAAGCCUUUCUGCCAUUCUCAGCAGGUGCCUUUUUGCAAAAGCAUCAAUAUCUGAGGCUUAUCAAUGAUACUAUGUUGUACAGCGACAGGAGAAUAUGUUGACAUAAAAUACCUGGCUGCAUGCACAUGAAGGUAUGAGUGAAAUGUUGUUCUCAUUGAUAACCGUGUGUGUGUUCCCCAGGACCUCGUGUGUGUCUGGGGGAGGGGUUAGCGCGAAUGGAGCUCUUCCUGGUUCUAGUGACAUUGCUUCGGCGUUUCCGAUUCGUCUGGCCUGAGGAUGGAGGUGUCCCAGAUUUCAGCCUCAUCUUUGGUGGGACACAGUCUCAAAAGCCCUACCGCCUGGGAGUGCGCCUGAGGAGCAGUGAGAGAGGGUGAACUACCUACAGUCUCCACGAGAGCACUAGUUCUGUCAGACAGCUAGAGAUCUUAUUCUGUAAUAAUUCACCUUCAUCUCAGUAAGUCAUCAGAUGACAAGUAGUUUUUCAACAAUGUGUAACCCACCAUUAAUUGCCUUAUAAUCUGUGUCAGCUUCUGUAAGGAUCAGAUAUUGGAAUGCUCAUUCACAAACUAGAUCAUUCAGUAUGCUUGCAUGUAUUUUGUAAUACAUGUUACUGACAACUAAUUGUAUUUUCUUUUCAAGUGUUUGUAAGUAAAAUAACAAUUACUAAAAACGUGAUUUUGAUUCAAAAUGUGG
Molecule: messenger RNA, 5777 nt
Organism: Coregonus sp. 'balchen'
Lineage: Eukaryota; Metazoa; Chordata; Actinopteri; Salmoniformes; Salmonidae
Source: the annotation of a GenBank genome assembly